AUGCCGGUGCACGGGGAUCUGGACAGGCAAAUAGAGCAGCUGAUGGAGUGCAAACCGCUGCCGGAGGCGGAGGUGAAGGCCCUGUGCGAUCAGGCGCGGGCGGUCCUGGUGGAGGAGUGGAACGUGCAGCCGGUGAGGUGCCCCGUCACCGUGUGCGGCGAUAUCCACGGCCAGUUUUAUGACCUGAUUGAGCUCUUCCGGAUCGGCGGGAAUGCGCCGGACACCAAUUAUCUGUUCAUGGGGGACUAUGUUGACCGUGGUUACUACUCUGUGGAGACAGUAACGCUCUUAGUGGCUCUGAAAGUUCGUUAUAGAGAUAGGAUAACGAUCCUUAGAGGAAAUCAUGAAAGUCGCCAAAUCACUCAAGUGUAUGGAUUUUAUGACGAAUGCCUGAGGAAGUACGGCAAUGCCAAUGUGUGGAAGUAUUUCACUGAUCUUUUUGAUUACUUGCCCUUGACAGCACUGAUCGAGAGCCAGAUAUUCUGUUUGCAUGGUGGCCUUUCACCUUCACUUGAUACCUUGGAUAAUAUCCGAGCUUUAGACCGCAUACAGGAAGUCCCACACGAAGGUCCAAUGUGCGAUCUCUUGUGGUCUGACCCGGACGAUCGAUGUGGAUGGGGAAUCUCCCCACGUGGAGCCGGUUACACGUUCGGGCAGGACAUAGCUUCUCAAUUCAAUCACACCAAUGGCCUCACACUCAUUUCAAGAGCUCACCAGCUUGUCAUGGAGGGUUACAAUUGGUGUCAGGAAAAGAAUGUGGUGACAGUGUUUAGUGCUCCGAACUACUGCUAUCGAUGUGGGAACAUGGCUGCAAUACUCGAAAUUGGAGAAAACAUGGAGCAGAACUUCCUUCAGUUUGACCCGGCCCCACGGCAGAUCGAGCCAGACACGACCCGCAAGACUCCUGAUUAUUUCCUGUGA
Messenger RNA from Striga hermonthica, 921 nucleotides. The record is from the annotation of a GenBank genome assembly. NCBI's taxonomy places the organism in Eukaryota, Viridiplantae, Streptophyta, Magnoliopsida, Lamiales, Orobanchaceae.